Tripterygium wilfordii is the source of this 2739-nucleotide messenger RNA. RefSeq names its product golgin candidate 4. The record is from RefSeq and is a predicted model, not a curated record. Gene Ontology annotation, cellular component: Golgi apparatus. The coding region runs from base 167 to 2542 and encodes 791 amino acids. Gene Ontology annotation, biological process: endoplasmic reticulum to Golgi vesicle-mediated transport; Golgi organization. Lineage: Eukaryota; Viridiplantae; Streptophyta; Magnoliopsida; Celastrales; Celastraceae. Gene Ontology annotation, molecular function: small GTPase binding. The transcript is spliced from 15 exons.
AUGCCCCUCUAAGCUCUAACCUCUUGGUCCCAGAUCUACCUUCCGACGCCAUAGCCCUUCCAACUCGGCCGUUCACGACAACAGAGACAGAGCCCCCCCGAUAACGUCAUUGCCACUGCUUGCCCUCGUGCGGAGACCUACUGCAACAAGUCCCGUGACUUCUUGAAUGAUGUGGAGUUCAAUUGCGAAUUUGAAAGAGAAUUUGAGCAAGAUCGCGCUGGAUGUGCACGAGGAUGACGAUGACGAGCUCGAGAUCCAUAAUUCUCCCUACGAAGGCGAUCCCUCAGUCUUCGAUCGGCGGAAUUCUCACCGAUUUGCACAUUCCAAGUCGGUUUCAGGUUCUCCCAUUGUGAAUGGCAUCGACGUCGUGUAUAAUCCCGAUAUUGAAACCUACAAAGCCGAAAUAAAGAGACUUCAGGAUUCGGAGGCAGAAAUUAAAGCAUUAUCAAGGAACUAUGCAGCUAUAUUAAAAGAGAAAGAGGAUCAUAUUUCCAGAUUAAACCAAGAAAAUGGCUCUUUGAGAAAGAAUUUGGAUGCAACCAGUGCGGCUCUGAAUGUACCUAGAAGCGAGAGUUCCAAAGCAUCAACAAAUAGCUUUAAUGUGGUCAAGGCAAGUGGUGAGCAAUCGCCUAAUCGACAGCUUAAAGUUGUAACACAGAUGAAAAACCGCUCUUCUGGAAACCAAAUGCAAAAUGGUGUUGCCUCCAAACAUGUUGGAAUUGGCAAUGGAGUUCUGCAUGCUGAUCAAAAUAAGAUGUCAAAUUUACAUGGGAAUGAAAAGGAGCUUGAAGAUUUGCUAGAAGAGAAAAAUAGGUCCCUGGAAGCAGCACAAGCAACUCAUGAGUUGCAAAUGAAACAGCUAAGGAUGGAGCUUGAGAAAGAACGGGAUAAAUUAGUAAAGUCGCAGAAGCAAUUGCAUGAGGAACAAAAAUUAAAAGGAAUGUUGCAGGAUGAGCUCAUGUUGCUCAAAGAGGAUAAGGAAAAAACCUCCGUGGAGAUGAGUAAAGUGAUAGACCAAUUGACUGAGAAGUUAUCAGAAAUAAAGCGACUAAAAAUGGAGUUGCGUAGACAGAACAAUGAAGAUGCAGAUGGCGUUGUGGAAAGUUUGAGAGGAAUAAUUGCUAUGCUUGAGAACGAGAAUGAUAAUCUCAAGAUGGAGAAGAAUGAACUUGAGGGUGCUUUGAAUUUGAGCAGGAACUCUUCAUUUGACAAAGUCCCUCUGGAUGUUUCAGACCCUCUUUUGAAUAGGAAAGGAGAAUCGUCAGGUGGUUUUCCUGGAAAAGAAGAAAUGGAGCAAUCUGUGCAAAAAUUGGAAAAUGACUUGAAGGAAACACGUGGUCAAAGGGACAAAGCAUUGCAAGAGUGUGCCCGCCUUAAGCAGCAUUUGUUAGAAAAGGAAAAUGAAGAUUCUGAGAAAAUGGACGAGGACAGCAAAAUCAUCGAAGAACUACAGGAGACUGUUGAAUAUCAGAGGGCUCAAAUAUUACAUUUGGAUAAAGCUUUGAAGCAGGCAAUUGCAAGUCAGGAGGAAGUUAAGAUGAGUAACAGCCACGAAAUUGAAAAGUCCAGAGAAGUAAUCAAUGAUUUGAAUCAAAGGCUUGCAAAUUGUAUGAACGUCAUAGAUGCCAAAAAUGUUGAACUUUUCAAUCUUCAAAGUGCACUAGGCCAGUACUAUGCAGAAAUUGAAGCUAAGGAACACUUGGAACGAGAUUUGGCUUUGGCAAAAGAAGAAUCGGCUAAGUUUUCUGGAUUUUUGAAAGAAGCAGAUCAGAUUGCGGAGGUAUUAAAAAGGGAAAAGGAAGAAAUUUUAGCCAAGUUUACACAGGCUGAACAGCUGCUAAUGGAAGGGAAAAAAAGAGUAAAUAAGCUUGAGGAAGACAAUGGAAAGCUUCGUCGAGCUCUUGAGCAGAGUAUGACUAGGCUUAAUAGAAUGUCGGUGGAUUCGGAUUAUCUUGUAGACAGGCGUAUUGUGAUCAAAUUAUUGGUGACCUACUUCCAAAGGAACCAUAGCAAAGAGGUUCUGGAUCUUAUGGUUCGCAUGCUGGGAUUUUCUGAUGAAGACAAGCAAAGAAUAGGUGUGGCUCAACAAGGUGCAGGCAAAGGUGUUGUUCGGGGAGUUUUGGGCCUACCAGGCCGCCUAGUUGGUGGCAUCUUGGGAGGAAGUUCAGCUGAUCAUGCAAAUAAGGUGUCUGAAAACCAGUCCUUUGCAGAUAUGUGGGUCGAUUAUCUUCUGAAGGAAACUGAAGAAAGAGAGAGAAGGGAAUUGUUGGAAGAUCCUGGUAGACCAACGGGAGAUCUACCUGGGCGAAAUCCAACUACUGCAGGCGCUAGUCCAACAACAAUGCAUGAUCACAGAGCAAGCACAACUGGAAUGUUUUCUGAUUUCUCAAAAUCAAAUUUGUCUCCAAGCCAGAACCAUAGUCAUCCCCCCAUGCAAGGAAAUUUACUGCUAUCUGAACAUUCUGAUUCGGAGUUCUCAACAGUUCCCCUCACAUCGGCGGAUAGUACAUCUCGUAUCUCAAGACUUCUUCCAAAAUAUUGAAAAUAUGAGGAGCUGUGUAAUUAAUCAAAGUAGUAGUUUUUUGGUCAGUGUUGUAUGAUCCAAUCUUGCUUCAAUUAAUUCUUUUACAAUCAGUUAGAAGGGCAUCUUGUGUCAGUUACAUUUGCUCAUCGAAGUCCCAAUUUCUUCAGUACAUUUUAAAAUAUGAAAAUAAUGAAUUAAAGGUUAUAUGGUCUUAA